Laetiporus sulphureus 93-53 is the source of this 754-nucleotide messenger RNA. RefSeq lists its product as uncharacterized. The coding region runs from base 1 to 432 and encodes 143 amino acids. The record is from RefSeq and is a predicted model, not a curated record. The transcript has a single exon. NCBI's taxonomy places the organism in Eukaryota, Fungi, Basidiomycota, Agaricomycetes, Polyporales, Laetiporaceae.
AUGAUGCACGACACCGGCACCAUACUGUCCGGUUCCGCUGCUGCCAGACUGUUACUCGUCGACGCUUUGUGGCAGCCUAAUGACUACGAUCUAUACACACCACAUAGUCAGUGGGAUGUGGUACUCGACUACAUCAGCAACUUACCGGGUUUCGUGAUUGAAUAUGUCAUAGAUGCAUCGGACGAGGAGAAUCAGGAGCAACCGUACCCCUGGUUGAAACAGGGAAUGGACCGUAUGGCUCGAAUCACCGGACCAAACAUCCGCGUCGAUCUUAUGCGUAGCCACAACGAAUCGGUCUUCUACCCACUAUGCUUCUUCUGGUCGACCAUCAUCAUGAACGCGAUCUCCGCUGAUGCGAUCGUGUCGGCAUACCCCACACAUCUUCUCAGCCGUCGCGGUAUUUGCUCAUACACCAUCAGUGAUUAUCGGUAAGGCACUCACCGCAAGGAGAAAGUACGAAGACCGAGGUUUCUCGUUCGACGACAUCCGCACCAUGUCCUGCACUCACUGGAGCUGCCCUCACCGACGACGGUUCUUCGCUGACGAUGGAUGCCUCAACCUCAUUUUCGACAACGCACGCACCCACACAGUCCACGAUGUUUUCGUCUCCUGGCGGAUCAGGGACUUGCCCUGCGGUAGGCCGUGUUCGGUGACGGAACGGGGGCCCGACGUCUGGGCGGGGUCUCGAGAUGACAUGGAAGAAGUUUGGGACAGCUUACCGUAGCUGUAACGUGUAUUCAUCGUUGUACGACAA